UGAGCGGUCCCCACACCAGGGAUCACAAGGGAACCUAUGGCCGUCGUGGUCGAACAUAAUUGCACUCCCUUUAUGUCACGAUAACCGGGUUUUGUCAUUUUUUCUCAUUGUCGUUAAAAACUGAAUGGCGACUCCUAUAUUAAUAGUCGAUUGGGUGUAAACUCACAGGAAAUCCAAUUACACUUGAUCUGACAACGUCACGCCCACGAGGGACGAGGUCACGCAUUAUCCUCGUGCUUUUUCGACCCCCUCACAAUGAGCACUUCCCGACAUUGGCGCCAGAGCGUACUAGAGAUGCGGCUUACCCGUAUGUUGCCUCUUGGAUAGGAGCGGUGCGCGUCGGUGCGUCCUUGGCAGCUUCUCGCAGAGCUUGGAGAGUUUUGCCUGCUGAUAGGGUAAUCUUUUGUACUGUUUUGCUUUCACGUAUUUGUAUUUGUACUGUUGCCAGAGUUGUCUGCUUUGUAGGUGGUAUGGCAUCCUUUUGCCAAUGCAGUUGCACCUGCCUCAGCUGCUCGUGCCCAAUUCCUGUCUGGGCGGCGGGUUUUGCUUCCAGGGCUGUACCGCCAUAUGUGGUAUCUGGGGGAGCGAGUGUCCCUUCAACACAGUUCAGGGGAUAGACUUGUCCCCAAGGAUCCGCCGGAAUCCAUGCUGGCGUCGGAUGAAGAGUUGGCCCGGCUCUAUGCGGAGGCUAGGGGCGAGGUUGUUUGCCGCUCUUGGAGGGAGUUUGUACACAGGAAGGGGAGCUAUGACGACUUCCUGAGGAGGCUGGCUCCACCAGUACGCUUUGUACUGCCGGAGGAGGAGGUUGAUCCUGAGGAUAUUCCUCGUGCUGAUAGGAUCUUCCGCUAUGAGAACUCGGACGGGGAAGAGGUGGUGGAGACCAUUCCUUGGGCUUCUCCUCCGCACCGGAAAUCAUAUGAUGCUGUACCCGAGCAUUACGCCCCUGCGCCUCGGGCGAGAGUGCGUCGCUGGAUGCUCUUGCUUGAUUCUUGGAAGAGGCAGUGCACGAAGCUGACCCGGAAGCUUUCUGGCCGGAACAGAGAGGAGCGCUGCCGAGAUCGUAGAGACUCUAUUGACAGGGAGCCUCAGGCGGAGACGUCCUCGAGAUAGGAGGGACCGAGCUUGGAGCUGGGACAGGGAUCCGGUGAGGGUGCUCAUCAGAGGCACUCUAAUGUAGAGUGGGGAGCUUUCCCUUUCGUACAUGUUGACCCCACCAGACAUUCAUUCAGAAGUGCUAGCGGUUCAAGACCCUUUGUUCCUCCUUCCGGCUACUACUUCAGAGGAAGUGGUCCUCAGCCUUGGGGUGCAGGUUCAUGGGCUUGCUACGCGGAAAUGGAUAGGAUGCGCCAGGCUCAGAUGUAUGGGUCGUAUCCGUAUAUGCCGAUGCCGCCGCCGUAUCAGUAUUCCUCCCCUCAGCAGGGAGUUCAUCCCUCCACUGGCACACUUCGUAUUUCGGAGCAGGAUCCUAGUACCCCUGGGACGGAGAUGGAUCAGGAGUUGGAGCGCCUUAGGAGGAGUAAUAGGGACAAGGCACCUGUGGUUGACGUCACUACUGAUGAUGACUCAGACUGACCCUGCAUGGUAGCGAGUUCCAGCUUGCCUGGGUUGAUUUUGUAUAGGCUGGGUUAUUGUAUUUCUAUAGAUUGAAACUUGAAUUUUUGUAUGGUUUGUAUGGUUUUGAACUUGAAUUGGUUUGUAAAAUUUUGAAGAUUGGCUUUUGUAUGUUUGAAUGCUUGAA
Spinacia oleracea (spinach) is the source of this 1738-nucleotide messenger RNA. RefSeq lists its product as uncharacterized. The record is from RefSeq and is a predicted model, not a curated record. The coding region runs from base 568 to 1110 and encodes 180 amino acids. The transcript has 4 exons. Lineage: Eukaryota; Viridiplantae; Streptophyta; Magnoliopsida; Caryophyllales; Amaranthaceae.